AUGGAUUCCCCAUCACCCCAGGGCCCCUCGGCCCAAAACUCACCCAAACCUGACCAAGCCAAACUCGCUCACAGACCAGCCAAUCGUAAACAAUCUUCUGAUUCUUCCUCGAAUACCCAAAAUGCACCUAUACCAGACGGCAAGCACGGUGCCGAUUUGCCUAUGACCAUGUCCGCCUCGGUGGUGCUAACCAGCUUACCCCGCGAUGCCCAUCAAGCAUUGGCGGACGCUGAGGCUGUCGAUACGGGAAAAGUUACCGUUCGCUUUCAGCCACUGCCUUCAGCUCCCAUCCUGAAGAACCGCGUGUUCAAAAUUAGUGCCUCGCAAAAGUUUGAAACAGUCGUCAAAUUUCUCAGAAAGAAGCUGGACUGUAAAGAAUCCGACUCGGUUUUCUGUUAUGUCAACAGUGUGUUUGCUCCUGGCUUAGACGAAGGUGUUGGUGGUUUAUGGAGGUGUUUCAAGACUGACGAGCAACUUAUUGUUGCCUACUCUAUGACGCCCGCUUUCGGCUAA
Aspergillus vadensis CBS 113365 is the source of this 513-nucleotide messenger RNA. RefSeq names its product ubiquitin-like protein ATG12. Bases 1 to 513 code for a protein of 170 amino acids. The transcript has 3 exons. Gene Ontology annotation, biological process: autophagy of mitochondrion; C-terminal protein lipidation; autophagosome assembly. The record is from RefSeq and is a predicted model, not a curated record. Gene Ontology annotation, cellular component: phagophore assembly site membrane; cytoplasm; Atg12-Atg5-Atg16 complex. NCBI's taxonomy places the organism in Eukaryota, Fungi, Ascomycota, Eurotiomycetes, Eurotiales, Aspergillaceae.